AGGGCGGCAACAACAAAAAAGACUUCAUCAUACCCAAUCACAGGAGCGUGCUUCUCCAGAGGGGCGAGCUGUCGAGGGGUUUCUAAUGCUCUUAACAAACAAAGUCUUUAAUGCGACACGAUUUACAGCCUCGACCUCCACACGUCCCCUUCCUCUGCCCGCUCCGUCUGGACGGGCUCCUUUGUCCUCGCGCGUGGCUCGACGCCAUCUGCUCCAUGUUAAUUACAGGAGGAUUAUUUGGGGACGUGAGGGAGAAGGAGCGCCACCUCAGCUGCCCCCUUUCUUUUCCUUUUUCUCAUAAACAUGCAUGAAGUCGCAGACUUUUAAUAAUGGCACCGCCUGCGGUUCCUUUCCCCCCUCGCAACACGUUCCCUCCGCGGUGUACGGUUGCCGGGUGACGUCAGCGUCCCAGCGGCAGCGGCGGGCUGUGGAAGAGGAGAGGUCGACCUCCGGGAUGCGGUUCUCCCUCAGCCCGGACUCGCGCUGCGAGCACCGCCCGGACGUUCUCCUGCCGCCGACCGGCGACGCGUGUCGCGGGCGAUGUUGCGAGCGGCCGUGACGACGUGGACUGCGGAGCGGACGCCGCCGAACCUGACUGCAGCAGGAUGUCGUCGUCUGCCAUUGAGCUGAUGACCAGGCGGGUCAGGCCACAGCGGCAGCAGCAGCCCCUGCUCAUGAACUUGCAUCUGCUGGCCAAUCCUGGAGACUCCCUGCUGCUGCAGCACACCCUGGACCGCCUGCUGCGCUGGCUCUGCCCGAGCCUUCGCAUCUUCCACGUGUCAGAGAGGGCCGCCCCGUUCAGAAGUUACACCCGCCUCUGUCCCGUGGCAGGCUACCCUUCCUUGGCCAUCACUUUCUUCCUCCACGAGGCCUAUGGAGAGGAACGAAUCCUCAAAGUGCUGGACUUCUUUCAAAGGCCUCCCUGGCAGUACCAUCACACCGAGAGCUGCGGCAACCGAACCGGAGGGAUUAACAUUACCUCCACCAGCUCCCCUGCCAACGCCCAGCUACGGCCCUAUCUGCUGCCCAGCAGGGACUUCUACAGUUUGGGUGCAGGCAUGCCUGUGUGGGGGGUUCGACCGGUGCACUGCGGAGGAGAAAUUCUACGCGUGACACUGUACAGUGGAUAUGAAAACUAUGAGGAUGCCGUGCGGUUGUAUGAAACGGUGCUGCAGCGACAGGCAGAGGAGCAGAAGACUGGUUUCUGCUGGUUCACCCUCCACUCAGAGCCAGGGUUGUGUCUGCAGCUCGCUUUGAAGCAGUUGUCACCUGGGGUUCGGGUGGAGCCGUGCAGCUCUGCCGCGCUGCAGUUUAGUGUGGAUGAAAUUGGCCAACUGGUCCCACUGCUGCCCAACCCCUGCACACCCAUCAGCAAUACUCGCUGGCAGACAGAAGACCUCGAUGGCAACAAGGUUCUGUUCCAGGUGAAAACCCCAGCUCAGCCUCAGCGACCUUUGACCUGUGCUUUCCCCCCGACCUGCCCCAGUGUGUCCCCUCGAGGAACGCAGCUCAGGAGCUCGGGUCAGGGCCACAGCCCGUCACCCUGCGGCCUCACUACUCCCCUGCCCUGGCAAACACACAGACAAGGUCACAGGCCGCGCAGUGACCCUCUCCUGGAGAAGCUCCAUGGAGGAGGGGGUGGAGCGGAGAGCCUGGGGUCAGGGAGCUGCUGCAGCACGCCUCCCGGCAGCUCCUGUUACUCAUCCCAGCACAGCAGCCCCGCCCCGCCCUCAUCCUCCAAUCAACCAGACUCUCCUUUGCGCCCCUCCAUCACACACUCCCUCUCCCACCUCCUUCUGGAAGAGGACGAGGAGGUGCCAGAGACCAACGUGGAUACGGGAGUCCCCGUCUCCCCUCGCGCUGAUGCAGCCACCAAACCGAUCGUUCGCUCUCCCUCCGUAGACCUUUUGGCGACUUUUCAUUCCGAGAGACCCGCGGCCGUCGGGGCUUCGGCUGUGGAAAGUUUUGCCAGGGAGUUGAGUGAGGGUCUGCCACGGACACACUCGCAGCCUCAGGACCCCUCCAGGAUGUGGGGCUGUGACGGUCAUAUAGAUGGAGCCAGGGAGGGCUGCGACAGUAGGACGAUGGCAGUGGGACAGAGCCCGUCCAAAGGGCCUGUGGUAGAGAACAGGACGACUGCUGGGCUGCUGUCAGCAUGCACAAACAAUGGGGAGCCAGUAGAUGAGUUCUUCAUCUGAACACCUGCCCCUGUGCCACAUGCUGUGGUAAUGAUCACAGUGCAAACACAUAUCACACGGAGAAGAUGAGAAACCCUUUAAAAGAGGAUCAGAAGUUAAAGAAGGUGUCAGUGCUCUGGAAACCUCAAGCUCAGCCGCAGGAGACACUUUUCACUUGAGUGUGUUGGUUUAUAAACUCUUAUAAUGUUGUUACAGAGCUGAAACCAGGUUUCACAUAGUGAAACUAGAGCCUAGUGGCGUUUGCUCCUAUUUGUUUUAAAUGCACUUCAAAUGAUCAUUGUUCUAGUAUUUGUGUGUUGGAAGGUAGAAGUGGUGCACUAGACCUGCCCAAAUUACAGUGAUGAAGAAAAUGCUCCCCAACUCAUUGUUUCCCCCUUAGAUAGACAACUGUUAACAGGAUUUUCUUAAGAACUAUUCAAGAGGACCCGUGGAAGCGUUUAAUACUAACAAUUGUUAUGUACAGUAGAGCUGCAACAGUUAAUCGAUUAAUUGAUUAGUAAUCGAUUACUAAAUUAAUCGCCAACUCUUUUGAUAAUCGGUUCAAGUAGUUUUUACGAAAAAAAAGUCAAAAUCCUCUGAUUUCA
Scophthalmus maximus (turbot) is the source of this 2782-nucleotide messenger RNA. Its product is annotated as protein FAM124B. The transcript is spliced from 7 exons. Bases 606 to 2198 code for a protein of 530 amino acids. Gene Ontology annotation, cellular component: nucleoplasm. Lineage: Eukaryota; Metazoa; Chordata; Actinopteri; Pleuronectiformes; Scophthalmidae. The record is from RefSeq and is a predicted model, not a curated record.